Centropristis striata (black sea bass) is the source of this 3688-nucleotide messenger RNA. It is a transcript of the gene otoa, whose product is annotated as otoancorin. The record is from RefSeq and is a predicted model, not a curated record. The transcript is spliced from 23 exons. Gene Ontology annotation, biological process: cell-matrix adhesion. NCBI's taxonomy places the organism in Eukaryota, Metazoa, Chordata, Actinopteri, Perciformes, Serranidae. The coding region runs from base 71 to 3352 and encodes 1093 amino acids. Gene Ontology annotation, cellular component: cell surface.
UGGUAGACCUGGUACAGGCGGAAGACCUGAUAGACCUGAUAAAAAUGGAAGACCUGAUAGACCUGACAGAAUGGCAAACAUGUGGAAUUGCAGCAACCUUCCACCCAUGGUCAGGCGGAUGAAUACCUCUUCUGAGGCAAUUGCAUGUUACAUGCGAGCAUAUUUAGCCCCUCUAGCCUUGAAGGCUCUGACCCCACAGAGUGAAUGCAACAUGACCUCAGAGGACAAAGACGCACUGCUUUGGGCUGCCCAACCUAUAAUGAUGGAUGAGUCUUUCAACGCUUUGGACCUUCCUUCCGAAAUUGAUACAAAAACACUAAAGAAGAUGCUGAAGAAAAGGUCUAAAAAAAAUAAAAAAGGUGCGUUAAAUUUGGUAAAAGAGCAUUUCGCCCUGAAGGACUUCAAAUGUACAACAAGGCCGCAAUCUGAUUCAAGAACAGUGAAAGUUGUCCCUUAUCAGUACAUGUGGAUCUGCAAACCACACACUCAAAUCAUACCCAUAAACUCCUGUAGGGUGGAUGUGAAGCCUUUUGUCCUGCCUCCUUCCUGUCAUCACUUUUCUACAAGUGUGAAUGUGACUUGUAAUAGCCUCAUUUUGACUGUAGAGGGGAUGGUUCGCUGCAAUUCUUCAGUACCAUGGCUGAAUUCGGAGGCGCUGGAAAUGCUUGGAUUUGACAUCGACAGUUUGAAAAGAAACGAUGUUAAUUAUUCUCCCAAGGAACAGCUGUGUGAAUUUUUCCGCUCCAACCGGUUCAGAUCUGCAACCUCUGGCCGUAGUAUGAAACCCACUCUGCGCAAGACGUUUGGGAAAAAAUUUCGAGAAUGCUUCAAGGGAAAAGAGCUUGCUGAAAAUACGGACAAGAUGGGCGUACUGGCCUGUGACAAAACCGAGUUUCCAGACUUGACUCCUGACCUCAGCAAGAAAUUUCUCUCUGACCUUGACAACCUUAACUGUGAAAACCCUCGAAUCAAACUGGUAUCACUCACUUACCCAAGCCUUCACCCAUGUCCCCACUCAGCCAGGACACUCAAGGUGAGGAAGCGUCUCAUUAGAUUUCUGAUGUCAAAAAACAACACUGAAGAUCUACAAAAGUUUGCUAGCAGUGUUUUGGAGUUGCCUAUCAGACAACUGAAGAGGAUCCCUCCCAAAUAUCUUGAGGAACUUGUCAAAGGAAAAUACUUAAAAUUGAGUCUUUCAAAGCAGAAGUUCCUGUAUGAAAAAAUAUGCAGCAACAAGUGUAAAGAUUUGUCUGGUAAGGAGCUGAUAGAACUUAGCUCAAUUGUACGAGCACUUCCAAACGGUGCCUUCAAGCGUAUCAAGGAAAUCCUGAAUAAUACAGAGGGCCUGAAGAACGUCUCCAGAUACAUGACCAAGGCACAGCGGUGGUUCGUGGUGGAUAUGCUGUCUAAAACUAUGAGUUCAUCACAGUUGGUAGAGAAGCUGCCCAGAUCCUUGCUUUGCAGGCUUCCUAUAGACAAACUGAACGACCUCACCACCUCUGACAUAAAGAAAAAAACAUGGUGUCUGCCACAGGCUGCUCAACUAGCAAAAAAGAUGUUUCAAGGAAUGAAAAAUUUUAGUGGCAAGAGGAUACCUUCAGGCCGUUGGGAAGCUAAGUGUGAGAUUCUCAAGAAUGUAUCAGACAGUAAAGCAAAGGAAAUGGCUCAGAACAUGACAGACGCUCCGAAGUGGCUCAACCCACAGCUGAAAGAAUGUGUUGCCGAAAAGCUUUUUACGGUCUUGGAGGCAGAGAGAGAUGACUAUUUUGAAACCAUCACCGAGGAGGAAAUAGACAAAAUUCCAAAAGAGAUACGUCUUCGCCUGCUGGCCAAGAAGCUGAAGGAUUUGCCUGACUCUGUGUGCGAUGCCUUACUUGACUUGAAAGAUGAUGACCUGAAAUUAAUACCUCGUCGUUCGAAGACUCGCCCCGCAUUUACUGAGAGAGCUUUGCUUUGCCUGGCCGAUGGGGAAGACUUAUCAGUGCUGACCAAUGAGGAUGUGCUCAGGCUUGGAUCAUUGAAGUGUGAGCUUCAGGCAUCCCAACUGCGCCUCAUGGAUCCCGACGUCCUCGAGUUCACCCUGGAGGCCAUGGCUUUCUGCAAGCGCAUUCCUAAACGCAACACGAAAGAUAUAAUUGAUCUUCUCAUAGAGACUUAUGGGAAAAUAUCCGACUGGUCAGAUGAGAUCAUGGAAACAGUGGGUCCUCUACUCCUUUUGGAUGUCGAUGCCAUAUCUGCUCUGCCCAAUAAGGUGUAUUUCUCUUGUCUUUUGCUUCACACAAUGCUCAUAAUGUUCCACAGUUAUAUUAAUAAAUCUCUCCACAUGAAGAGGGGGUUCAGCACUUUACAUAUGUGGUUGCAAAAAAACCGUCAAACUAGGUCUGCAGAUACUGAAGGACCCACUGAGGAUAACAUUGAAAUGCUGGGCAUGGACAACAUCUUCUGGAAACCUGAAGAGCUGAAGCAGAUGUCAAAUGCUACCUUCAUCAACAGCAUAGAAAUAUUUGCGGCCAUCCCUGACUUCAGAGAACAGCAACUGGAAGUGCUCCUUGAAAAAGCAAUGGAGAUCAUCCCAGAGAAUGAUGACUGCAACGUGAGAGAGUGGGGAUGUAUAACUCGUGGUCUCCCUGAGGAAGAACUGGAGGAAUGCCCCUUUUUAAUGGAUGAGCUGGACGAUAUUGCCCACUGUGACUGGAACGAAACAAAGGUGAAGGCUGUGUGGAAGGCUAUUGCUAAAACCAACAACCUGACAGCAGAGAAGCUGAAAGUUCACCACAUGGUGGCACUAAACCGGUUCAUCUGUGGCCUAAGCUCCGAGGAGAUCCAACAGCUCAACAAGGACGCCUUCAAGGAGGCUGUGGGCUCAAUAGAUGUUUGUCAGUGCUCCUUCGAGGUUUUACAGCAGUUUAAAAGUCUUGCUGUGUCUGCAUUCGGAAGUCCCGAAAACUGGUCCGAGGCACGGGUUUCUGAGCUGGGCUGCAUUGUUGCUGGGUUGAAUGGAACAGAGUUGGCUUCUUUGGGCCCAUCUGUCUUCUCAUAUCUCAAUGAGACGUGCGUCAAGCUCAUACCACCCGAAAACUUUGCUAAACUCUCUGAAGAGCAACUGAUGGCUUUUGAAUCUGCCACUGCUGUGAGUGUAACCAAAGAUCAGGAAGAAGCCCUGGGAGAGGAGCAGAUGGAAGCUCUUGAAAUGGCGAGGACGGGGGAUAUUGAACUAAGAACCGAAACCCCCGAAACCCCCGAAACCCCCGAAAAAUAUAGCUAUUCAGGGGCUCCAUCGCUGAGUGUCGAGGGGAUUGCGGCCGUCAUGAAACCUCUGCUGUUUCUCCUCAUGGGCUUCCUGCUGCUGUAAGAACAGCGAGCCACCACAUCCAGCUGCAUGGGUUUUAGUUAACCACAUAUACACAGCCUCAUAACCAAUAUACUGCGCUUUUGUGUAAUUCUUCAAGUUUAUAUUCAAUUUAUACAUUUCUCUACAUCAGGGGUCAGCAACCUUUUUGAUACUGAGUGCCAUUUUACAUUUUCUUGUUAAUGUGUGCCAUAUCAACAUUAAGACCAUUUUGACCAAGAAAGUACUAGGUAGUAAGUCCAUCUGGUACUUUUAAAGGUUAUGAAAACAUCAUAUCAGAUUUUAAAUGAAUGGCCUUAUCCAGCUUCCAGUAAUCUUGUUCAUCAGAAAUACAUUUAU